This is a messenger RNA of Talaromyces amestolkiae, 1896 nucleotides long. RefSeq lists its product as uncharacterized. Gene Ontology annotation, cellular component: nucleus. Lineage: Eukaryota; Fungi; Ascomycota; Eurotiomycetes; Eurotiales; Trichocomaceae. The coding region runs from base 1 to 1896 and encodes 631 amino acids. Gene Ontology annotation, biological process: positive regulation of transcription from RNA polymerase II promoter by galactose. Gene Ontology annotation, molecular function: DNA-binding transcription factor activity, RNA polymerase II-specific; RNA polymerase II cis-regulatory region sequence-specific DNA binding; zinc ion binding. The transcript has 6 exons. The record is from RefSeq and is a predicted model, not a curated record.
AUGAAAAGAUCUAUGGAUGCUAUCCGAGAGUCUCGUCCCCGAAAGAGGAAUAAAUAUGCACGAGUAGCCUGCACAUUAUGCAAGGUCCGAAAGGUUAAAUGCAGCGGUAACCAACCCUGCAGUCGCUGUGAGGAACUCCAGAGUGAAUGUAUCUACAACGAACCUCUUCACCCUGAGACGCACAUCAUCAGCCCCCAGUCAAUCCAGCCUGACCUGGAACUUUCGGUUUCACGUCUCAAUCAGACCUGCGAUCUGAUUCAAGAAUUGGUGGGCCGUUCUGUCGACUCGCACCAAAACCGGCCUAGUCUGCAACGAAAAAAUACAAGAGUCGAUGAAGAUGUGCAAUCUCAAUCACGUAUCUCAACAGACUUCAGGAAUACCUUGGAUUAUACUAAAUGCCUCUUGAAGGUAGAAGGAUCGCCAUCCCAACCAGAUUUCAACAAUCUUAGCCGUUCUUCGCUUGCUGGGGACAAGGUAAAUUCUUCCACAGACGCCUUGAUUACUUUACUCCAGGCCGCGCGCCCAGUUUUGCAACUUGGUUAUGAAAAGAUCAACCAACUUCAUACGGUUUUUAUGCAAGAAAUCUACCCACUCUAUCCUUGCAUUCGUUUGCACUUGACGAGGGACAUUGUCGACACGGUAUUCUCCCUUCUGGCUCGUGGCCCCUACAGUGCUACAUACGACCUAGAUGUGAUUGAUAUCGAGAUCAUGAAAGCAAUUGUGGCAAUUGCCUUGCUGGCUCAAGGCGACACCCAAAAUCCAUUAGCCUCCGAUCUUGAGGGCCAUCUAUUGUGGAGCGUAGAUUCCUGCUACGAUCAGGAGCACCCACAGAUUGAAGAUAUCGUCAUGGCAACUUUGUUGUCUCUUUAUUUAGACCUCAAGCAUAAGCCAAUCAAAGCAUGGCGAAUGUCCGGAGUCGCGGCUAGAUUUUGUCUUGAACUCGGCUUUCAUCAAGAACACUUCUUCGAUAGUGCUGGCAUGCAUCCGGAUCGGAUGUUAGACUGGCUACCCUGGACACUUCAUGAUAGUGAUAUUGAUGUAACUGCACUUGGACUGGAGCCCCAAGAAUCGUUUUUAGCAACCAUGAUAUCUCUAGACAGAAGUCUCUCCGAAACAUGGGUAAUCAUCAACUCUCCGUCUCCGCAAAGGAAACGGAAUCGCGAACGCGUCGAAUUUCUCAACUUUCAGCUCCAAAAUCUCGUUAAUAACAUACCAACAGACGAAUUCGCCCCAUUGGAGCCAUCACUAUAUUCGCCAACAUGGCUACAGGUCGGAUUACAGCUGUUCUGUCGUCUUCGCGUACGUCACAUCAAGAUGCUCAAUUAUGUCGGAUCGUUUGAUUCAAUCAGGGAUCUCAUAUCGCAACCACAAUCGGCCAGAGCCCUUGUCACUUCUGCCGCUGAGGCUGUGGAUAUUGCUCUGGAAAUGAUUAACAAUAAUGGCGGCAAAACCAGUCCGCUUCUAUUACCAUCAACAUUCAAAUUUCUUCUCUCUUCUCUCUCGUUUAUGCUAUUGGUCGUCUCGCAUUACCCGACACAGUAUAGAGAUAUGUGCAGCAAGCCUUUCCACAAUGCUAUUGACAUGCUUAAAAACAUGCAGGGCGUCGUUGAAGACCCCAGUCUUGAUAUCUCUGGGGCAAUACAAGAGCUGCAGAAGAUUGCUGAAGCCAUUCAGCUGAUGCUACCACCAGCAGCUGAGCGAUCAGCGGCUUCCUUGCUCUUGGCAGAUUCCAAACAUGAAGCAAACAACAGCGCACACUUAGGCCAGACAUAUACUGGACCAAAUGUGUUUGAUGAGCUUCAGACACCGGAUUCCGACUUUUUCACUAAUUUAGGAGAUGUCAAUAUUUCUGCACCUGAUUUAUUGUACAUGAAUAUGAACAACAUGUUUGACUAG